Messenger RNA from Seminavis robusta, 1902 nucleotides. NCBI's taxonomy places the organism in Eukaryota, Bacillariophyta, Bacillariophyceae, Naviculales, Naviculaceae. The record is from the annotation of a GenBank genome assembly.
UCCAAAAUGACACAAGUAAGCUCGAACCUUAUUUCAUAACGUUGGCUGGCUCGCACCUCAAUGCAAACCGUUGGAUCUUUUCUGCUGGCCUUCUCUCGCUAAUUUCACGACAGAGGUGAAGGUGCUGACAAUGACCAUAGCGGUAGUCCUCAGUAUACCUGUUGAUUGAAAUAACUUCUUCCAGCCUCGUCGUCUUUCGUGAACAACAGUUCGCAACAGCAAGGCCAUAGCUAUACUAGUUCCCUUGGUGGGUAUACGGCGGAAAGUCUUAAGACCUCAAGAAGGAAGGAAUUAUCCCAAGGGUAUCAUUGCCAUAAUAAUUUUCGCACAAUGACGAUACUAAUACGGCCAUCCAAGAAUCACCACUGCUUUUGGGCGGUUGUCAUUGGGAUCCUCCUGGCCCUGGCAGGCACAAAUGGAGAUCGGGUUGGUUUGGAAAAUGCAGUCUCCCAAAAAGCGGCUGAUGAGUCAAUUGUUCUGGAUGAUACUAAAGACAAAAGAAAGGCAGUCACUCAACUAAGACACGACAAUUCAAAUGUUGAUGAUACUAAUAAUAGAAAUGUGGCCCACAGAAUACUCGAUAAUGAGGGCGGCGAUGGUGAUGGAGAAGAUGGUGAUGGUGGAGAAGAUGGCGGAGAUGGUGAUGGCGGAGAAGACGGAGGAGAUGGUGAUGGCGACGGCGAUGGCGAAGGAAAUGAGGAUGGAGGGGACGGAGAAACUGAAGAAGGAGGAGAUGGCGAUGGGGGAGACGGAGACACCGAAGAAGAAGGAACUAAGGAUGAGGUGAUGGUGAUGGUGGGGAGGAAGGAGGUGAUGGCGACGGAGAGGAUGGUGAUGGUGGCGAGGAUGGAGGAGAUGGAGAUGGGCACCGAAGCAAAUGCAGAUGGAGGAGGAACUGUAGAUGGAAAAAACGGCAAAGACACCACCAAAGCAGAAACAAAAGCCAACAAGGACACAACAGAAAAAGACAACAACGCUGACUCAGAAACAACCGCUGGUGCUGAAGAAAAAGGAGAAGGAAACGUGGCUGACGAAGUAGAUGAAGGAAACGGUGACGAGGACAAUGAAGGUGAAGAUCAGGGAGACAAGGAAGAAGCUUCCAAAAUCGACCAUGACAGCGAUGGUGGUGCCGAAACUGAACCCUCGGAAAAAGGGGGAGAAACUGCAGAGCCUGGUGGUACGGAUGACGAUGACGAAUCUGGCGGAAAAGGCAUGCUUGGACUUGGUUUUGUUGUUCUAGUUGGCGUCGCUGUCUAUUUCAAGUUCGUUCGAAAGGGAGGUUCCUCGGCCGCAAUGCCUGGUUCAGCACACAGACCCAGCACCCGAUCCAAAUAUCAAGAAGUUGCUACCAUGGAGGAAGACGACGGCGACGAUUGGGGGUGGGGCGACAAUAACGACGACGUGGGCGACGUGGAAUUGGCUUCGUCCGAUGCGUCUGUCGAUAUGCCGAUACCGUCUCCAUCUGGAUUGGCACUCAAACAACGAUCACCAUCCAUAGAAAAGAAAGAAGUUGUAUCGUUCGGUCGGCACAAUAAUAAAAUACCCUCUCCCCGACAACAGGCAAAGUCACCACUACAACAAUCAUCAUCAUUCCAAUCGUCGCAAGCAGCACCCGCAUCAGCACCCUCACAAUAUCAGGUUCCAACGCAACGCAUCACGCAAUUGGGUGUCCCCAACUUGGGCACCACGACCAAGAAAACGCCGUCCCGUCCCAAGAAACAAGAAGACGACAUUUUUGCUUCCAUGGGUCUUUCCGCGCAACCCAAAUUUCAACAACCCGCGAAACCUGCCGUGCGACCUCCAUCGAGUGGUGGUUGGGGAGGCGCCUUGGCAGUGCCUUCUGCUUCUACAGGAGAGGUCUGGGAUGAUGAUGGUGACCUGGACGACCUGCUGGAUGAUUAA